GUAAUGUUGCAUUUAAAAUGUUUUCUUUAAUAUUGAAACUUAAUGCUACUAAAAUGACAUUUUUCAUCAUAGUAAAAAGUUUGAAAGUUUAUUCCCCUAAAAUUAUACAUGUUUUCACAUUUAGAAUGCAACUCGUUUUUCACAACACAAUUGCGCUUUUAUGGUUAGUUUUUGGUUGGCUAGUCACUCCUGGGAAGGUUCACUACUGUUCAAUGUUUUCGCCAUUUGUGAAUAAUGGCUCUCAUUGUGGUUUGCUGGAGUCCCAAAGCUUUAGAAAUGUAAAAAUUUCUGUUAGCAUCCGUACACAGAAGAAAUAAACUGAUCAGCGACCGAUUUAUCUUUUAUGGGUAUUUAUUCUGCAGAAGGGAAGACAGUUGAAACAGACAGUCGAGCCUUGAGUCCCCCCCGCCUGCCCCCUCCCUUGAAGGACAGGACAGUAGCAUAGUUAUACAAACAUUAUCAGGACUUAACCCGGUGCAAGGACAUAUCUCGGGGUUAAUCAGAACCUGUUGACAUGAAAACGUCAUUGGAGAAACUUGUUUUGGAGACACGGGGGUCUCAAACUACAAUCAAAUAAAUUAUAAUGUCUUUCAACAUUAUAAUGUGGAUUUAUUUGUUCCGGAUUUAGGAACGUUGUGUAUUGGCGAUGCUGAGAAAGGUAAGACUGUUCUCAUUCAUUCAGAUAAAUACAGUCCAUGAACUCAUAUGAGUGUGAUAUGGUGCUUCCAGGGGGAGUGGGUUUGGCUCGACUCGGACACCGGGGUCCCCAUCGGAGCCAAGGUCAAAGUGACACCAAGCGGUCAGUGUUUAUUGGUCGAUGAUGUGGGAAAGGAGCACAGGCUGUCCCAGGAAGAGGAAGCCUCCCUCAAGAUCAUGCACCCCACAUCGGUGGAGGGGGUGGACGACAUGAUCAAAUUGGGCGACAUGACCGAAGCCGGCCUGCUGCGAAACCUGCUGCUGCGCCACAAGCGAGGAAUCAUCUAUACGUAUACAGGCUCAGUGCUGGUGGCAGUGAACCCAUACCAGUUUUUCCCCAUAUAUUCAAAUGAGCAGGUGAGUGGGCGGGUCAUUGUCUUUACGGCCACAUAUUUCAUCUUGUCAUUCCGCUAUCCUUCAGGUAAAACUGUACCGAGGUAA
This is a messenger RNA of Doryrhamphus excisus (bluestripe pipefish), 1137 nucleotides long. NCBI's taxonomy places the organism in Eukaryota, Metazoa, Chordata, Actinopteri, Syngnathiformes, Syngnathidae. The record is from RefSeq and is a predicted model, not a curated record.